AUGAGUUCAACGGUCCAGUCCAAAAGGCUAGGAAACACGAAACAAAACAGUCUAGACAAAACCAAAUCUUCUUGCUCUAGUGGAUCUCUUUCUUCGUCUGACAACCGGUCGAACAGCAUGGAAGUAUCGGAUGGGAAAAACCGUGAACCAGUUUUAAAACAGUCGCGAAGCAAAGCAGGAAGUGCAAAAUUGCGAGAAAAGGAGCAAACCAAGAUAGAACCAUCUGAAGACGAUGUUUUCGCAUGGAUCGAUCCUCUGCCGAGCAAAGCACCAAGCUACAAUUCUGUGAACCCGAAUAGACGCGUGGUUUUCCCCGUGUAUGACGUCCCAGACACAGGACAUCUUCCACCGUAUUCUCCUUCAGUAGAGGAGAUAACCCUGGUGUCAAUGAAGAUGGAGUGGGUGGAUCCCUACAACAUCUCACCUUCUCGAGGCUGGAAGAAUUUUAUCAUGGAGAUAAACUCUACGCAGGUCAAUUUUUACCACAUUGAUCCCUCCCUGACCAAGACUAUCCGGAAUUACUGUAAUGGUAGGUCAAACUUUGCUGGCGAGUCAAUAGACCCCAUCUUGGAAUACGAUAGCCAUCACUCGAUAUUCAAUUCGCUUGGUUCUAAAAGCACGUAUCAAUUCAACAAGGCCGAUCAAGAAACUCUGGCGAGCAAAAUCAAAAAGGAUAAAACCAAAUACUUGUCCAACAGCAGACUUUUCAGAACAUAUUCAUUGCAGUUUGCGAAAUUCGGUAUUCCUACAGACUACAAUAGAAAGACUUUUGUUUUGCGCUUGCGGUGUGAGACAGAUCAGUUUUUACUAAGCUUCUCUCACGUAGACGACAUGAUUAUGUGGGCGAUGCAUUUGAGCAUUGGGAUUGGUGUUGCUUUAGAUCUCGAUUUUAGGGAACUUCCCAGUUAUAGAACUGUUCCUCGCAGGCGCAGGCGCAGAAGACGGAAAAGACAAGACGGGAUCAUUAGCGGGGUUGAAGGAUUGCGCAGAAUAACUGCUGAUAAAAGAAAGGGAUCAGUAGCCUCCAAUGGUUCCGGAUCUUCUCGAAAUGGAUUUUUGGAAGCACAUUCUCCUUACAAAAAGCCUGCUCGAACUUUCUCGUCAAGUUCGCAUUCGAGCCAUGGCGAAGAGUCUCACCUGCCAUCUUCCCCCUACACUCCCGGGAGUAGAAGAGGCAGUAACGACUCAAUCAAAUCAAAGCUGAAGAAUUUUUUCAAUUCGGAAAAGAAAGCUUCUUCCCCUUCUUAUAAAAGUGCCUACUUCCGCACUGUCAGCACCACCGGGUUGAACUCUGUGGUGGAAGACGAGGAGGAAGAUUCGGCUCCUCCAACAGCAAGCUCUGUAUCGAAUUCCCCAACCAAAGCGGCUGGUCCUAUUCGUCCUCAGCUAGACCAACGUUCUCAGUCUAUGGGAACCAUGAAUGGAAACGCAGAAGCUGGUGAUUAUUUUGGUUUCAUCAGCACAUCUGCACCCGCAGACAAUGAUGGUAUCGUCGCGACACCUGGUUCUCCUGGAAGUGUAACAUCAGUAGCUUCUGGAGAACUUCAAACGCAAUCUGGAUUUAAGAACAACGUGGGUUUACAGAACGAUCUCGCGGAACUACAUCAAAUUAUGCGUGAACAUAAUGAAGAAGACGAGGCGGUAGAAGAUGAUGACGAAGAUGACGAUGGUGAUGUUUUGCCACAAUUUACAGGUGACGACCAAGACGACGAUAUUGAAGAAGACGAUGACGAUAUUGAUAGUGUACAUCACAAUCCAACCACAACAACAUCCUCAAUCUACCAAGAAGAAGGAAUUUUUCACGACAGUGAAGACGAUUAUUUAUAUGUUGUGGAUCGCAGUGACGCCUAUCGCCGACGUGCGUCUUCGGUAACAAGCAACAUCAGUAGCACGCCAUAUGGCAGUGACGGUGUCAAAUGGCACCCGCCUAGAAAAGAGAUGUCGAGGAGAAGAUAUAUCAGAGAUUCAUUGCGGUGUAUCAAGCCUCUUCCGAUAGAUGAAGAAUGGUUGGGCAAGAUUAUAAUUCGUGCUAUCCCUCCUCCUGGUUACAAGACAAAUAAUGCACCUGUCUCCGGAUUCAUCUUUGAUCAAGGAAUUAAAGGCAAACCCAAGGCAUCAAAGGUCAAAUCUUUGAGGAUUGAGAACGGCAUUAUUUUGAACAAGUGCAAAAAUCAUUUCGUUAAGCCUUAUGUCGUUGGUACUACGGGCCUUUUGAAGACCAACGCCAGGUGUUGA
Lachancea sp. 'fantastica' is the source of this 2235-nucleotide messenger RNA. The record is from the annotation of a GenBank genome assembly. NCBI's taxonomy places the organism in Eukaryota, Fungi, Ascomycota, Saccharomycetes, Saccharomycetales, Saccharomycetaceae.